This is a messenger RNA of Phanerochaete carnosa HHB-10118-sp, 1195 nucleotides long. RefSeq lists its product as uncharacterized. Gene Ontology annotation, molecular function: succinate-CoA ligase (ADP-forming) activity; succinate-CoA ligase (GDP-forming) activity. Lineage: Eukaryota; Fungi; Basidiomycota; Agaricomycetes; Polyporales; Phanerochaetaceae. The record is from RefSeq and is a predicted model, not a curated record. Bases 29 to 1021 code for a protein of 330 amino acids. The transcript has 8 exons. Gene Ontology annotation, biological process: tricarboxylic acid cycle. Gene Ontology annotation, cellular component: succinate-CoA ligase complex (ADP-forming); mitochondrion.
CCAACAGCACUUUACCUAGUCUAACAUCAUGUUUCGUCGCGCAGGACAGUCGCUAGCGUACGCUGGCCGACGGACAUUCUCGCAAUCUGCGGCGCGACAGAACUACGAGGCUACUAUUCAGAACCUCCUCAUCCAUAAGGACACAAGAGUCCUCUGUCAGGGAUUGACCGGAAAGACUGGUACUUUCCACGUCAAGGAAGCUCUCGAAUAUGGUACCAACAUGGUCGGAGGUGUCUCACCCAGCAAGGCUGGACAGACCCAUCUCGGACUCCCCGUCUUUGGCUCAGUCAGGGAGGCUGUGCGCGAAGUUAAGCCCGACGCGACUGUGCUCUACGUUCCUCCACCCACUGCUGCCGAUGCUAUCAUUGAGGCAAUUGAGAAUGAAAUCAAGCUUAUUGUAUGCAUUACCGAAGGCAUUCCUCAGCAGGAUGAAAUUAAGGUGAUGAACGCGCUGAAGAGCCAAUCGAAAUCGCGUCUCGUCGGCCCCAACUGCCCUGGUGUUAUCAAUCCCCUUGGCUGCAAGAUGGGUAUCCAACCUGGGCACAUCCACAAGCCAGGCAAAAUUGGCAUCGUCUCGCGCUCAGGCACCUUGACAUACGAAGCCGUUGCGCAAACUACUGAUGUAGGCUUGGGCCAGUCGCUAUGCAUCGGCAUUGGCGGCGAUCCCUUCCCCGGCACCAAACACGUCGACGCGAUCAAGCUGUUCCUUGAAGAUCCUAACACCGAAGGUAUCGUCCUCAUUGGUGAGAUUGGUGGAUCUAUGGAGGAGGAGGCUGCGGAGUAUCUUGAGAAGUAUAACAAGACUCGACCAAACCCCAAACCCGUUGUUGGCUUUAUUGCUGGCCGCACUGCUCCUCCCGGUCGCCGCAUGGGCCAUGCCGGCGCUAUUAUUUCUGGUGGCAAGGGUGCUGCUUCGGACAAAGUUGCCGCUCUUCAAAAAGCCGGUGCUGUUGUCACAGAUAGCCCAGCUAAGAUUGGCUCUGCGAUGCUUCAAGCUAUGAAGGCUGCUGGUCUCGCAUAGAGGGCUGCGUGUUUAGUUUCUCGCUGUUCGACCAUAGACAUAUAUGCAGGGAUAUCCAUACCGCACCUAUUUAAUACCUCAUCGUGUGUACAACUUCGGCUUGAGUGCACUGCAAGAUGUCAUUCUCCUUGCAUGAUUUUAUGGUGCGAGUGUGUGUGUUUGCUGGAUUCGCGC